Molecule: messenger RNA, 3603 nt
Organism: Trichoderma citrinoviride
Lineage: Eukaryota; Fungi; Ascomycota; Sordariomycetes; Hypocreales; Hypocreaceae
Exons: 4
Coding region: 75-3593 (1172 amino acids)
Source: RefSeq, a predicted model, not a curated record
UCUUCUUUGCAUAUUCGUUUCGAAGCAUGCUGAGAUGCUGGUCGUCUCCUUCAUAAUACCGGGUCUUUCUUUAGAUGCUUCUCGAUAGAAUGUCUAGAAGGCUCUCCUCUUAUAUGCUCCUCCUCCUCCUAUUCAUCACGCUCAUUUCCACCGCCACAGCAGCGCCUCUCAACUCAGGAGGCAUAGACUCAUUCGUUCCGAGCUGCGCGGCCCAGUGUUUCGACUCCUUCCUCAACAUCAGCUAUGCAGACCACCCCCCGAGGACACUGCAGGCGCUUUGCCCGCGCCUGGGAGCAAACGGCUUCACGAUUGGCGAGGCGGCCGUCCAGUGUCUUGUCGCGGAGAGAGCGGCAGGGGCCUGUUCUCGGCAGGUCGCAAGCGAUGCCGUGAUCGACAGGGCCUUUUUCAUGUGCUUUGGCCAGCCGGGUGCUAUAUCGCCUACUCACUCCGUCAUCACAGCCACCCUUGCCGUGCCAAUCUCUGGCACAGGCCCCAUUACCUUUCCGCCGGCGACCAAGACGAGCAGCACGACGAUCCCCACGGCAAUCCCCCGGCAGACGCGGUCGUCCAUCUCUCUCCCCUCCACGCUCGUCACGGACCCGACAUCGUUGUCCGGCCUCAGGCCCUCUGCCACCAGGUCGACCGGUGUGCCGACGACCAAAUCCGCCGCCAGAACGACGAGGCAAACAUCAUCAUCAUCAGGCUUGCCCAAGCCAUCGACGACGUCUUCCCGCGAGAUCCUCACAACCGAUCCAACGGCCCCGACAUUCACCGUCACGAGCACCUCCGCAACUGCGACCAGUACAGGCACAGACGUCCCCGACGGCGCACAGGGCGGACAAGGACAGAAGGAGGCUUCGAAAUCCCUCAGCACAGGACAAGUCGCCGGGAUCGCCAUCGGAUCCAUAGUAGGCGUAGGGCUCAUCGGGUUCGGCAUCGCAAUCUUCUGCCGGUGCCUCCGCAGGAGGAGGUCCCGCUUCGGCGGAAAAUGGAGGAAAGGCGUGCGGCCCCUGAGGGACUCGGGUAGCUUUGGCACGGAAAAGGGCCCUCAUCACGGUGGCGGCGGCGGCGGAGGCACGGACUCUUGGAUCACGAACCAGCUCCGGGCGCCGCUCGACCCGGGGCCGGUGCCGACGCCGACGAAAUCAUGGUACAACAGGGCGAGCUGGAGGCCGAGUGCCAUCGGGCUUGCGAUAUCGCCCUCGCACACGCGCGACGUGACUCGGGCGCCGACGCCGACGUCUGCGCGGCCAUUGUCGAAGCUGCUUCCGGCCAAGCCCGUCAUGGAUCGGGGGCCUCCGAGGCUCGAGGUCUCGCUGCCCAGCCGAGACGGAGACUCGCAUUUCGGUGCGGCAGCAAUCAUGGGAGCCGCCGCUGGUGUCUCCUCAGGGGCAGCAGCCAUGAGCGGAGCCAUUGCCGCGUCUUCGCCAAAGCCCACACAGCCAAAAGCCGAACCAAAGCCUCCCCCAGCGUUGGCUCAGUCCGAGAUCCAUCCCGCGUUGCGUGAACGAGCCCCGGCUGAGCCGCCAUCAUCCAUCCGGCCGCGCAAUCUCACUCCCCAGAGCAACAAGCCUCAGCCCCCCUUGCCCCUGAAGCUGCUCAUCCCCAAGACGGGCAACUUCAAGCCCUUCGUCCCCGUCGUCACCAGGCACGACAGCUCCACCACGGAGUUUGAGGAAGACGGCAGGAUCUCCGUCUCGCCAGUGGGCGGCCAAGUCUGGAGACCCCCCUCGGCCGAUCCCCAGUCAGCGGCGGCUGUCCCUUACUACGUUGCGGACCGCAGUGGCAACUGGAGGCUCGGCGACCCGGCACGGGCCCAGGAGAUUGCGGAGCUCGAGGCGUCCAUCAGCCCGUUGACCGCCGCCCCCAAGUCGGCCGCCCCCAAGCUGGUCGCCGGCCUGGGACUCGCCACGGAGGCGGCCGGCGCUCUGGCGCUCGUCAAGGCCGCGAGCCAACGAAGAGACGCCAGAGCAGCCGCCGAAGCAGCAGCCAGGUCCGCCGCCCAGCAAAAGCGAAACAGACAAAUGGCUCCCGAAAAGACCAUCCGAGCCGUCGAGCCGUCGCUGUCUUCGGACGAAGAGAUCCAGGAGCGGGAGCGGGAGCAGCAGCCCUAUGCCCCUCGACCCCUUUUCUCCGGACUACAACAACUACAGCAACAACAGCAAUUACUUCCCCCGGCGCUCGUCGACCCAUCGCCGCUCCUCGACGCGAUCACUGACCCGCCCGAGGAUCACCUCGACGGACAGCGGCGCCGUUCGCCGACGCAGUACCCCAAGAUCCCGGCCAGCCUGCACGUUGCCGUCCCUCCUCCUCCUCCUCCUCCAGCAGGCAAUGCGAGAGGCGGGCAAGAUGCCGCCGCAGGAUACUAUGCCAAGCCCGCGCAAGCAAGCCCCAGCUUCGGCGCGCCGCUCGCCGCCGGCACCAUGUCCUCCGCCGGCGGCAACAUGCCCAAGCAGCGCCAGCAGCAGCAGCAGCAGGGCAAGAAGCUCGUCAGCCCUCGCCAAGCCCCCGACGCGAUCCGCACCGGCUCGCCCAUGAUGCGCUCCGAAAGCGCGCCCUCUCGGCCAGACACCAACAACCAGCGACGAUACAUGCAGCCGUCCCAGCGCAGCAAUACCCUGCCACAACAACAACAAGAUGGUAGUAUUCCAUCGUCCCAGGCCCCGCGGGCGUAUCCGGCUCCUCAGCAACAGCAGCAGCAGCGAUACCCUCCCGCUCAGCAGCAGCAGUCCUCGCAGAGGCCGCCUUCGUCGAACAACAACUACUCCAUGCCCUACCGUCUCCCCCCCCAUCCCACGGCCUACAGGCCCAACAUUGAUUCCUCGGGCUACUAUCCGUAUCAGACCCGUCUGCCGGACCUGAUGACGAACAGCAUUCAAGCUCAAGCUCAAGCUCAAGCUCCUCCCCCAACAACGACGACGUAUAAUCUCCCGCAUCCUCCCCAGACGAACAGGUACCCGCAUCACCAUCCGCGAAAUCACCAGCCCCCCUUUCUUCCCCAGCAGCAGCAGCAGCAGCAGCGGCGGCCCCAGCAACCUCAACCCCAGCAACUGCAACAACGCCGCCAGCAACAGCAGCAGCAACAACAACAACAAAACCUCUCCAUCCAACCCACAGCCUCCACCCAACCACCCCCCCUCCUAACAACCACCUCCGCAACAUCCACCUCAUCCUCCACCUCAACAUCAUCAUCCCUCCUCGCAAAGCGCCUCGGCGCCUCCCGCGCCGCAAACCUCACCAUCCCGUUGCUGCCGCCCUCCGCCUCCUCGUCCGUCUACUCCACCGCCACCUCUUCUUCCGCCACCUACAUCAACAACAGCGCCAACACCACCACCUCUACCAACAACAACAGUGCUGGAGCUGGCAGCAGCAGCAGAAGCAAAUGGCUCCGCCACAACUCCAUCCCCUUCCCCGCGGCCGCCGCACAAGCAGACCAAGCCCAAGCCCAAGGACAGUACAGCUCGUCGUCGUCGUCCCCAAAGAGGUUCCCCCCUCCCCCGCAGGAACCAGCAGAGCUGCCCGCCACCCCCGUGUGGAAACCUAGACUUACCCCUACGAGGAGGGGAGACGACUUGUUCCUCAUUGCGCAGUAAAUGAACACAU